Molecule: messenger RNA, 1070 nt
Organism: Pocillopora verrucosa
Lineage: Eukaryota; Metazoa; Cnidaria; Anthozoa; Scleractinia; Pocilloporidae
Product: CCAAT/enhancer-binding protein epsilon
Biological process (GO): regulation of transcription by RNA polymerase II; DNA-templated transcription
Molecular function (GO): DNA-binding transcription factor activity, RNA polymerase II-specific; RNA polymerase II cis-regulatory region sequence-specific DNA binding
Source: RefSeq, a predicted model, not a curated record
CUGCCCCCAAUCGCCCCUCUUCCCAACGUUAAGAUUCGGAAGCGUCGUCGAAAACGUUAGGGUGUAAAAACCCGACCAUUUUUUUAAGAAUUUUACCGGACAAGUCGCCAAAAUACCUCCCUUAAAGGAACUAGAUUUCCCCCUCCCCAUCUUUGACGGACUGGAACUGAAGCAAGAGCCAGAAUCUUGCGGAUAUUCAUCAUGUGCUCCUAUGGAUGUUCUCGAUCUGUAUGAGUCAGGCGAAUGGUCAGCAGCGAAUUCUCCUUGCUCUGAGCUGUUCGAAGAUGUGGAUCUGAGCUCUGCUUCUGAUCUGGAUGAGAAUUGCUCGUAUCUGAAUGACAUCGCGAUCGACUUUGCCUCUUACCUGGAUCCUGCCACCUUGAGUACCAGUCCCGAAGAUUUGAGCAAGUAUUUAGCACCCAAAGAGCCCAAGCGUAGAGAAGUAGUGGAGCCAUAUUUACCCGAGGUAGAACGGGGGUACUCUCCCAUUAAGAUUGUAAAAGUAGAUUCCAAAGUAAAUUCCCUUAAACCGGCUGUGACGUACAGAUCAACUAACCUGGCGAAAGAACCUGAGCUGAAGUCGAACAGGCUGCCUUCCAUCUCUUCGCAACUCAAGGCGCCGAAAUCCCGUCGUGGUUCGUCGUCUUUGAAGAAAGCGGUUGAGAAAGGAAGCGAUGAAUAUCGUUUGAAACGAGAGCGAAACAACAUUGCGGUCCGCAAGAGCAGAUUCAAGAGCAAGCAGAAAUAUGUGGAGACCCAGCACAAAGUUGACGAGCUGCAAGAGGAGAAUGCCCGCCUACAAUCCAAGGUGGAUUUUCUCACUAAAGAGCUCAACGUUCUCCGGAGCCUGUUUUCCACCACUGGUGCCUACAAGGACCCUUCGGUCAAUGCAGCACUGAUGUCUCAUGGCAUCCCGACUCAUCAUGGACUUGUCGCCUCCCGUUAACCAUUUUCCAAAUGGAACUCUUUUAACUGAUUGUGGACGUUUAAAGAAAAAAAUCAUGUAGAUCUCUGCUUUUGAUGAAUUGGUGUAACAUCACAGCCUAAUAAAUACAGAUUGAUCACAGAAA